Messenger RNA from Metarhizium brunneum ARSEF 3297, 573 nucleotides. RefSeq lists its product as uncharacterized. Gene Ontology annotation, cellular component: cytoplasm. NCBI's taxonomy places the organism in Eukaryota, Fungi, Ascomycota, Sordariomycetes, Hypocreales, Clavicipitaceae. The record is from RefSeq and is a predicted model, not a curated record. Gene Ontology annotation, molecular function: protein-N-terminal-alanine acetyltransferase activity; protein N-terminal-serine acetyltransferase activity.
AUGACCGUCACGCCAUCACCAUGGACAUCGCCGUCCCCAAACGCUGUCGGGCGCAUAUUAAUACAGCUUGCUCUCCCGAUCCUGGACGCUCUCGGCAACAGUGAUCUUCAAACAGCCCGCCGCCUGUCAAACUUGCCACUCACGCCCUACAUCGCCACCGAAUGCGCAAGAGUAUGGAAAAUGCGCGCCGUUCAAAUUCGUGGAGACCCCGAAGACGCAGCUUGGGUCACACGUCUGCUCAUAACCUCUGAUGGAACUGUCGUCGGCCGUGCCGGGUUUCAUGGCAGACCAGAUGCCACUGGCAUGGUAGAAGUAGGAUACUCGAUCGACCCACAGCAUCGAAGGCAAGGGCACGCUCGUGCUGCGCUUGCCAUCAUGAUUGAGAUGGCUAGAAAUGACCCCAGUGUGAGAACUCUAAGGGCGACGGUGGCACCGGACAACGUGGCGAGCAGAACGUUGAUUGAGAGCUUUGGGCUUAAAGAGGUUGGAGAACAGUGGGAUGAGGAGGAUGGGCUGGAGAUCAUUUUUGAGGUUGGCUGUGACGUGGCUCCUGAGGAGGGCAGGCUAAUAUGA